Molecule: messenger RNA, 414 nt
Organism: Cooperia oncophora
Lineage: Eukaryota; Metazoa; Nematoda; Chromadorea; Rhabditida; Trichostrongylidae
Source: the annotation of a GenBank genome assembly
AUGUGCCAGCAAUGGGGAACUGGUCCUUAUGAUGAGGAACGAUGCGCAGAAUGCCCUUUCAAAGUUAUUCCUGUCGAGAAGUUGCCCGGUAUGUUAUACUAUGCGAGUUACUGUCUACACAUAGUAGAGCUGAACGAGACCACGGCUUGUCAAUAUGUUGAUCCAGCUGAUGACUGUACUUUCUAUUACCUUUACUACUAUGACGAAGCUACUGACAACGCUACAGUUUGGGUCCGCGAGCACAAAGAUUGUCCACCACCAGUUCCGGUGCUAGCGAUAGUUUUGGGAGUGAUUGCUGGCAUAGUUAUUCUUGGUAUUAUUCUACUUCUCGUCUGGAAGCUACUUACGGUGCUCCAUGACCGAGCAGAAUACGCCAAAUUCAACAACGAACGACUCAUGGCGAAGUGGGAUACG